CAGCAGGAAUGGCAUGUGAAGAUGGCAUCCCGUAAUGAGAAAUUGCAGUCUUCUAACCAGAAAGUAAUUAAAGGCAAACAGGGAGAAACUUCACAAGACAGUCAAGCGCAGGAAGAAAAGUUUGUCUUCUUCUAUGGUAAGAACUCUCCCUUCAGCCAGCAUUUUGCAGUGGAUUUUGAAAUUGAUGGGAUCACUUACAACUGUGCUGAACAGUACAUGAUGCAUCAGAAAGCAGUAAUGUUCAGAGACAGAGAAAUGGCCCAGAAAAUCAUGGGAACCAAGAAUCCAGCGGAACAGAAGAGGUUCGGGCGCAAGGUGCGAAACUUUGACAAAGAGGUCUGGGCUGUAAAGGCUCCUGGGGUGGUCAAGCGAGCCAACAAUGCCAAGGUCUGUGUACUUCUUCAGAAAAGCUUUACAUUUCAGUUCUCUCAAAACAAACACCUUCUUCAGCAGCUGCUGAGCACUUGUCCCAACACUCUGGCUGAGGCGAGUCCACGUGACCGCUUGUGGGGCAUCAGGCUGGAAGCAUCGAACCCCAAGGCGAAGGACCGCAGGCAGUGGAGAGGCAAAAACCUGCUGGGCCACAUCCUCACAGAAGUGAGGGAGGAACUAAUGAAGGAAGAAGAGGAAGACAAUGAGAAAACCUAAGGGACGAAGUUAAUCCUUUUCUUCGACACACGAAUCGGAUUGUGGCUAUCGCCCUUUAAAUGUAACUGGUGCUAUAAUAUUGUUUAUACUUGUUCCUUUGACAAGAGCAACUGCUUGUUAGUGGACAUGCAUGUACAAAACCUACUUUUAAUUAGCUUCUAUUUUUUUUAAAUUGUGUACUAUUUAAAAUAUAUUUAUAAAAAUUCAAGGUGCAAUACACUGGUAUGAGGAAAAAUAAGUAGAUGGGGCUAAAAAUAUUACUAAGAUAAAAUGUAUCACAAUUUUGGUUAUGUAUUUGAGCUUUACAUCAGAACUUUUCUCAUUUUUUAAUUUUUAGUUUAAUGAGCGCAGUCGCGCAUUGUGUGUUUGUGUGUGUGAGAGAGGUGUCACCUGUUGCUCAUCCAUGCAGAUUAAAUUAAUGACCUCAGUAAACGACAAGGCUACUUAGGAAGUUAAGAUUUUCACUAUCAAGAAAAACCGAUCGAUUCCUCUUACUGCUUUUUUUUUUCUGGUACAACAAGCGAUCUGACAUGAGAGUCUCUUUCUCUCUCUCUCACACACACACAUAUUUCUAAAUAAAAUCAGAGAGGAAAAACUAUGUCUAAAGAUACAUCUUGUUUUUCUUCUAUGAGACCUAGUCACCAUGCUACACGCUACGUUUACCUUAAUCGGUGUACAAUAUAGAAAUAAA
Messenger RNA from Pomacea canaliculata, 1339 nucleotides. Its product is annotated as N-glycosidase YbiA-like. Lineage: Eukaryota; Metazoa; Mollusca; Gastropoda; Architaenioglossa; Ampullariidae. The record is from RefSeq and is a predicted model, not a curated record. The coding region runs from base 22 to 648 and encodes 208 amino acids. The transcript has 5 exons.